This is a messenger RNA of Microthlaspi erraticum, 741 nucleotides long. The record is from the annotation of a GenBank genome assembly. Lineage: Eukaryota; Viridiplantae; Streptophyta; Magnoliopsida; Brassicales; Brassicaceae.
AUGGCUUCCGAAGGAGGAACGCGAGCAGAUGCUAAUGAUCCCGCCAAAACCGCCGGUGAAGAAGAGAAGCAAGCAGAGGAAGACGAUCUCGCCAAGAGCAACGAUGAAGGAGAAGUGAAAACAGGGGAAGAUGAUCCCGCCAAGAUCACCAGUGAAGAAGAAGCGAAAACAGAGGAGGCGCGAGCAGAGGAAGAUGAGGCCAAGGAGGAAACUAGCGAAGGAAAUGGGAGUCCUAAACCUCAAGAAGACUCGAUUCCGAAUAUUCCUGGGAGUGAUCAAACAACGAACAGUGGCUCAACAUCUAUUCCUCCGAUUGGAUCACCACCGGUUGUUGCAUCUGUCCAGAACCAUUCAAACCAGUCUUUUGGUACGCAGCAACAACUUUCUCCAAGGAUGGUGACUACACGGCCAAGAUCCCAAGUAGCUCACAACUCUGUAGCUGCUAGUUUUGUUCCUAUCAAUGCACCACGGAGACCAAAUCUGAUUACACGGCCAUUCUUUCCAGACCAAGCUUCAAUGAGGCCAAUGAUGCACAAUCAGCCACAAGAACAGAUUGUUCCUAAUAUUCUCCGAGGUCAAGCUCCAAUGAGGCCAAUGAUGUACAAUCAGGCACAAGACCAGGUUGUUCCUAAUAUUCUCCGAGGUCAAGCUCCAAUGAUGCACAAUCAGGCACGGGAUCAGGUUGUUCCCAACGUAUUCGGAGGUCAGGCUCCAGUGAGGCCAAUGGUGUACAACAACUAG